AUGUAAAAUAGAGAUGACAUGAUAAAACAGUUAUAGAAUCUACAAGACCCAUAUGUAUUGCAACGUUAAAGGUAACAAGAUGUCAAAAGAAAAUAUGAGUAAUUGUUAGCAUAAGUCAAUUUGAUUUAUGAUGAAGAUGGAAAGGAACGUCAAUAUACAGUUGAUUUUCAGAGAUUCAUUCAUUUUUAUAAAUUUCUGGCUCGUCGACCAGAUAGUGAAUAGUCCAAUUAAUCAGUGAUAAACAGAUUAUAAUUAUGGGUACCUGAUACAAUAGUGCUGAAUGAUAGAGAAAUGCCAAAUUAUUGGUUAUAUUCUGACUCAAGAGGGUAUGUAUUUAGAACAGAUACAUUUACAUCUAAAAAUGUAAUUAGCAAAUUAGCCAAUUAUACAUCUCCUGAUGAACUAGUAGCAGUUGUUAAAAAAUAAUAAUUUCGCAAUAUGGAAUUAGUAGGUAAUGAAAUAAAAUUGGUUUGUUGCAGAGAUUUAUAAUCAUAAAUAAAUGCUAAUUUUUCAAAUCGUAUGGAUCUUUGUGUAAUUCAGAAAUUUGUAAAGAGUAAUGGACCUAAAGCAUUUAUAUGUCGUACUAUUUGGAGAAAAGAUAAGAAUCCAUAUUGCUAUAUCAUAACAAAUAAAGAAGAUUACUUCUCAUAAUCAAAUAAUCCAAAGACUGAAAUGACAAAAUAUGCUACAAAUGUGAAUCUAUAAAAUUCAUGUACUAUUGUAAAUACAUGUCGGGGUAAAUAUGUUGAUGAAACUGUACCAUAUGUUAAAAAUCUUCUUAAUUACAUUUAUAUUCAUUUACAUAUCACUUUUAAAGAAUUUUCAGCUGAUUUUAUAAAAGAUGAAAGUGGAAUUUGGUGGUUUAUAAAUGUAAAGGGAUUCAUUAUAGAUAAAAGUCCAGAAAAGAUUAUGUGGAAAUCUAUUACUCAUUAUGGAGAAGAAAUAAAUGAAGAAGGAUAACCUAUAAUUUAAGAACGUAUAUCAACCCCUAAAGCCAAAGUCGCAGAUAUGUGUUAAAAAUAAAAGAUUUGCAAGUAUUGUGAGUAAUCUUAUCCAGAAUAACAUUUAUAAUAUAAGAUGACUUUAAAAAUGAUCAUUUAAACUGAUAAACAUUUAUAUUGGAGAGGUAAAACAUUUAAUUGGAUUGACAGAUCUGAUGUAACUAAUCUUGAAGUUAGCAAUCUUUAUCAUGAACAUAAGGUUUGUAAAUAAUGUUACACUUUAUAUAAGGAAACAGAAUAACUAAUUGAAUUAUAACUACAAUUUAAUAAAUUAUUAGGGUUACCUAGUGAUUAUGAUACUAUGAAUUAAAUGUUAACACUUAAAGCAAAUCAAAUAAAUAAUGAAACUGUUAAAACUGGAUUAGAGGAUUCUAAAUAAAUAUUCAAUAUAUCUGCUACAAAGUAAUUGAUACUUAAUAAUUAAUCUAUUCCUAUGAUUCAUAAUACUGUCAUCAAAAAUUUGAAUAGAUUUAGAUUUAUGAUUUUAAUUCAUUCCAUAAGAGAUGUUCCUUAAAAUGUUGAUUUAUCUAAACAUUAUUAUAUUGAAUGCAAUAUAUUUGAUUAGAAAUUCAAAAUCAAAUUAGAUUUAAUAUAAGGUUAGUUAUUUGAUAAAGGUUAUUUCUUAACAUUAAAUCGUAUGCGAUUAUAUUAUUUCUUUAGUGAUCAACGUAAAGGUUGGAUAGAUUAUGUAAAUCAAUUAAAAGUACUGCCUAUGUAUUUAUACUAAGAGAACACAAGAAUUGGUACAUUGGAACUAGAACUCUAAGAUUUAUUAUCUGAACGAGUCAUAAGAAGAGAAUUCCUUAAGGUUUUUAGUGUAAAAGAUUGUUAUCCAAUAUUGAGUUGGUCAUUAAAUGUAAUCGAUGUUUAGUAAUGUAGUUAACAUUAGGGCUUGUUGAUUCUGGACCAGUUAAUGUUACAAGAAUUAAGUUACAAGAUCAUUUUGGAAUUUCAUUACCAAAUCCUGAUUAUUGCACUUGUGAACCUUUGCCUGCUGAAUGGAUGACCAUAUUAAAUCAAAAAAAAGAUGUUGAGUAAUCUAGAUUUGAAAGAUAAAUGACUGCAUAAACUUUAAAAAGGGUUUCCACAGCUCAUGCUAAAUUGCAGAAGAGUAAAUUUGAAGGAUCUUCACUAUAAUAAGAAAUGGAGUCUUUCAAUGAUUCAACAAAAGAAUUAUAUAGUUAAUUAAAUUUAAAGAAAGAAAUUUAAUUAUAUGAAGUAGAUGAAGAAGAACGUAAAUAAAAGAAAAGAAGACACUUUUAAUAAUAUGAUUUAUGA
Paramecium pentaurelia is the source of this 2279-nucleotide messenger RNA. The record is from the annotation of a GenBank genome assembly. Lineage: Eukaryota; Ciliophora; Oligohymenophorea; Peniculida; Parameciidae.